AUGAAUGGGCCAAGGACUCCUUUCGUGUUAUGUGGUCGAAGCACUCUCCGGUGUCCCUCAGAUAAAAAUGAGGCACUUUUUAUCCCAAUUUGCCUUGGAUUUGAAGAAGAUGAUCAUCAAAGAAAAGGUCGGUUUACGCAGGAACAUCAAAACUCAAUGAUGUCCUCCAAGUCAGGUUUGUUGACUUGGAGGACAUCAUUGAGUUCCUUCCAAGAGACGAUGCUCUACAAGUUUUUGUUCCUAUUCCAUGGAUCAUCAUCAGAGCAUGAGAUUGCUCAAAUCAGUCCAUGCUCUCAAGCAAGAGAGGACCCUCGUGAUGAUGUCGGUGGUGACGAUGAACUUGAUAGCCAGCAAAGCCAACAAAGCAAUGAAGUUGAUCAUCAUUAUGGCUAUUCUGUUCAUACCAAUGGUUGGAAUACUCGGAACAUUGUUCCUCAAGCCUUGUUCCUCUCUGGAAACAUGUGGAGACUGAUCACGGACAAGCUUGUAUUCAUGUUCAUCAAGCAUCCAUUCGAAAUUGGGGAUCGAGUUAAGAUUGAUGAGGACGAAAUCGAGGUAAACAAACAAUAA
Messenger RNA from Arabis nemorensis, 570 nucleotides. Lineage: Eukaryota; Viridiplantae; Streptophyta; Magnoliopsida; Brassicales; Brassicaceae. The record is from the annotation of a GenBank genome assembly.